AUGGUGAAAACUCGUGGAGCUUCCUCUAAGAGGACCCCUGCUUUUCAAUCCAAAAAGGUGCCCUCUCCAUCGCCUCCUCCAUCUAUGUCAAUGGUGCCUCCAUCUGCUCCAGCACCAGUGGCAUCUGUUGGGAAAACUCCCAAAUCCAAGGCGCGCAGGAAGGUGUUCUCCCUCUCUACUGAACACCCCAUGGUGUUUCCAGAUAUCACGGCUGAUAUUGUCAAUGUUGCACCACCAUCUGGAGUGGUGGUGCCCUCUCAAGCCAAGAACCUAUCUCCUUUUCCAAUUGAAUUGUCUCUGACGGCUAGGGAAAAAUCAAAAUCUGUUUCAUCCUCUUCCAAAGCUACUGUUGCUGGGUUACUCAAGCUGCCAAUGAAGCCGAGCCAGUCCAAGAAAAAUUCGGUGGCUCCAAAAAGAAAAUUGGGGUUGGACUCGUCUUCUUCCCCCUUGACUGUUGACAAGAAAAUAUUGAAGGCUCAUCCCCCUUCUCCGUCUUCCUCUAAAUCUGAACCUAAGGAAGCAAAAUUCGAGUCUGAAGACACCCAUGAUACCACCUUAUCUAAUGAAUCUGUUCUUGACAAUGCAAAAUCAGAGGCUGAGUUUGAUGAGCUAGAACAAGAAGACGUUGUCCCUACUGAACAAGAAACUAAAUCUGACACAGAGUCAGUUGCAACUCCAUUGUCAUCCAAAGGUAAAGGCAAGAGACUUAUUUCUGAUUCUACACCAUCUCCAAGACUCUCAAGUGUUAAUUUCAAACCUCAUUCUUCUACUUUUUGUUAUAGUGACAAUGCUCGUGAUAUGGUUCUCUAUGCUCAAAGGAAAUUUCUCAUUGAGAGAAAUUAUGUCUUGAGUGAUCAUCGUCCUUAUGGUGUGCUAACAAUGCUUCAAGAUCGAAAAUGGACAGGUUCUUUGGUUAAAUUUACUAGUUUUGUGGAUAGAAUAGUCAAGGAAUUCUAUGCCAAUCUUACUAAUGAAAUUAUUGACCCUAAAUCUCCUCUAUAUUGUAAAGUGUAUGUUAGGGGCCAUUGGUUCUCUUUUUCUCUACAAGAUAUUGCAGAGGCUUUGCAUCUUCCUCUUGAUGUUGAGGAUGAUGAUGAUCUUGCCUCUCUUGACAAGGAUGCGGUUAUCACUGAAUUAGUAGGGCAAAAAAUGGUAUGGCCAUCUAAUACAAUCAUCUCGGUCACUAAUCUCACCUACACUUAUGAUGUUCUCGAUAAGUUUUCCACAACAAAUUGGAAACCAACUCUUCACACAUCAACUAUCUCAUUUGACAUGGCUUCCUUUUUGUACAAAGUGGGGACCGGAAUUGCCUCUGCUCCAACUACUAAAGCCACUGAUGCUCCAUCAACCAAGAAAGCCAAGCCUCAAUCUCUGAAGUUUACCUCGGAUGACAUUCCUCUUGAAUCCUCCUCUGUUCCCACAGAUUCAGGACCUGUUGCUACAGAACUAGCUGUUGUUCGAGCCUCUGUUGAUUCUUUGGCUGCUCGAGUGAUGACGAUUGAAGGACUGCAACGUUCUGUGUUGGAUGAUGUCCAAACUCUGUCCAAGGAUCCAGCCGUUUAG
Molecule: messenger RNA, 1563 nt
Organism: Humulus lupulus (European hop)
Lineage: Eukaryota; Viridiplantae; Streptophyta; Magnoliopsida; Rosales; Cannabaceae
Exons: 2
Coding region: 1-1563 (520 amino acids)
Source: RefSeq, a predicted model, not a curated record